Molecule: messenger RNA, 6247 nt
Organism: Daktulosphaira vitifoliae (grape phylloxera)
Lineage: Eukaryota; Metazoa; Arthropoda; Insecta; Hemiptera; Phylloxeridae
Gene: Jarid2
Exons: 20
Coding region: 351-5768 (1805 amino acids)
Biological process (GO): chromatin remodeling
Cellular component (GO): nucleus
Molecular function (GO): histone demethylase activity; DNA binding
Source: RefSeq, a predicted model, not a curated record
GUGUGCCUUUAUUUUUAAUGUGUAUUGUGUGUGUAUGUGUAAAUGCAUGUCUUGUGUUUAUGUUUUCAGAGACAAAAUUUAAUUUUUAUUUAAUUUCACUGAAUCAUUCAUUAUCCAAUUUGUUAUUUUUAUAUACGUUUAUUUAAUUUUUUUGUCUUUAGUUUAUUAUUACUUUAAGAUAGUUGUUUGAAAUGAUACUCAAUUAUUUAUACUGUCGUUGCUGCAGCGCGACAGUGGUGGAUAUACCCCGAAUUUUCUUCAAUGCAUCUAAUGAGUUUUAUUGCAACUGACCUAAAGUGAGCUAUUAGUAGACGUUGUAUGAGGACUGUGAUAGCUGGUGUACCAUUAUAAUGUCAUCUUUGAAUGGUUUAGAAACAAGAAAACGUAAACAACAAAAUAAAGAAGAUUUUUUAAUAGAAUCAAACACAAAAAAAAUCAAAGUUCAAGCUCAGCGCAAGUUUGCCCAAAAUGCAGUUAUACCUAUAAGCUCACAACAAAAACCAGUUCAAUCUCCAUUAGUAUCUAAUAAUGUGGUUAAACCUCCUACCAAAAGACCAAAUACAGAAGACUUUCUUACAUUUCUUUGUUUUAGAGGUACAAGCUUAUUACCUCCACGAUUAGAUUUUUUUAACAAACCUCAACGUUCACUUACAGCUCAAGAAAUUGCAUCAGGAAAGAAAAGAAAAAAAAGUAUUUCAACCCAGCCAACCAAAAAUUUGGUUGAUAAUCAAGUUAGCAAUGGUUCUAAUGAAAAAAAGAAAGUGAAACAAAUUAUUCCUCAAACUAAAUACCCAUUAUCAAAACUUGGACAAAAAGUUAUAGGUCGUAAUUUGGUUAGAUCUGGAUCAAGAUUUGCUAUUAGACAAGAAGCUAUAACUUUGCGUCAACUUGCACUUCGACAUGGUACCAAAAUAAGAAAAAUCAAGCCUCAAAUUCAGAAAACUCAAAGUUCUCAUAAAGUAAAAUAUGAUAUUAAGAAUAAAGAAAAGCAACAGUCUCUUGAUGGUAAACAAAAUAAAUUUAAAGGACGUAUAACAAGAUCAAAUUCAUUGCCAAAUGUAUUCGGCCCUGGCAUAAACCAACUUCGAGAUGAUAAAGGUAAAUGGUGUAAGGGCAAAACCUCUUCAACGACAUCUAAAGAUUCUGACAUUGAAGAAAGAUCAUCUAGGAAGAAAAGUUCAUCUAAAACUGUUGAAUGUCGUAGUAAUAGUUUGAUAGAUAUUAAACAAAAUGAUUCAAAAGCAAAUUCUAACCAUAGAAAAACCAGAAGCUUAGUUUUGAAACACCAUGAAAAUUGUAACAAGAAUUUAGAAAUAUUUGACAAAAACACUAAGACUGCAUCAUCUAAGUUUAAAUCUAGGAAUAUAACUGAAACAAAAAUAAUUCUUGAUAAACAUAAAGUUAGUAAUGACAACAGAAGUUUUGAUAUAAUGGUCCGUUCAAGGCCUCCCAGAAGAACUAAGGAAGCAGCAACUAUAUUCAUGGAUAUGUUGAAAAAAGAUAUACAAUGUUCUAAUGAGAAAGAAGGUGAUUCAUCUUCUAUAGAAAGUUUUCCUGAGCUGCCAAAUAUAAAAAUAAAGGAAGCAAAAGAAACAAAGUUGAGUGCAAUUGUUAAAACUAAACACCCAUCAGUUACACAGGUGCGUUCAAAACAGAGCUCAUGUAAAAGAAAUUUAAGGCCUCGUCGCUCAUCUACUGUACUUGAUGAUUAUAUAAUGACUGAUUCAGAAGAUGAUGAAACUUCUGGCCAUAAAGUAGAUAUUAAUAGCAAAAAAUCUAGAUCAACACCAACAACUAAAGCUGCAGAACCAAAAAAAGUAUCUGUAAUUAAUUCUAAUGAAAUAGCUGAAAAAAAUAUUAAAUUGAAUAAGACUGAAAUUAAGACAAAAAAAAGUUUGAACAAAGUAAAUUCGGAAAGUAGCUUAGAUCAUAAAGAUUUAGUUUCUGAUUGUGCUAUUUUAAAAUGUGGAAAAGAUCUUGAUAUUAAAAAAAAUAAUGAAAAAAGAAAAGAGAAACCAAUUAAACAUAAGACUGAUAAAUUUAAUAGUAGAGUAACUGAUAGAAAUAAUUCCAUAGAAUUAGCUAAUAAUUUGUCUUCUAAAGAUUUACACAAAAAAGAAGAUCAAAAAGGGAAAAAAACAAAUUUAGAUUUGUAUAAUAAUAAUAAGAAAAAAUCGAUACCAUCAUCUGCAAUGUUCACUAAUAAUGCUAGUCAAACAAAAGAUGAGCUCCUAGAACAAAUGGCAGCUAAUUUUGUAAACAAACAUUUAGAAAAUGAUGAUAUAGAAAGUAAAAAGCUAGCUAACAUAAAUGUUUUGAGAAAACAAUCGCCACCUAAUAUUGAAGAAGCAAAUAAAAAGUCUAAAAUAGGAAAUAUAGAUGUUCAAUCAUUAAAAGGAGAAAUUUGUAUUGAUAAUAAAACAGAUCAAAUUGAAAUUAUUAAUAAAAUACAGAAAAGAGAAAAUUUAGUGGUUAAUGAGUUAGAUAAAGUUGAAUGUAUACUAAAUGAAUCAGUUAAAAAUGUUUUGGGUCCAGAAAUAAAUGAUAAUGUCAAAAUUAAUAUACCUGAGUAUUUUUCUAGUAAAAGUUUUCAACUACCUAAGUUUAAACAAUCUGAUGGUUUAUCAGUUUUAUCAGAAAUUUGUAGUGCUCUUCCUAGGUUUAAUGAACCAUGCGUCUCAAACAAACAAUUAUUAACCAAGUUAUCUAUGUCAUCUGAAAGUAUUAAUACAAAAUAUUCUGAUGACAAAAAGGAUGAAAAAACUUUUGAAAGUCGUACUAUGAAAAUUGUUAAUUUAGCCAGAAAUACCAAUGAAAAAAAAGAUCUAGCUUCUUGGAGACAGGCUUUUAAAAAUGUUAAAGUACCAAAAAAUGGUUUAAGUCCAAAUGGAAACACCUGGAUUAACAAAAAAUUAAUUGAUAAUCAAAGUAAGAAAACAGAAAUCAGUUGUUCUACUAAUGAUAUUGAUCACAAACAAAUAUUAGAAAACAAAAUUCAUGACACUCUGAAUUCUUCAUUGGCUGAAGAAAAAAAUAUUGAAACUAAACACAGCUUGAUUAAUCAUAAUGAACCUAAAAUUGAUCCAGAUAAAAAAGGAAACUCAAAUUAUUUAACUAAAACAACUAUUUUACCCUGUACAAAAUAUGAUCUGAAGUUUGAAAAAAGACUUUCUAAACAACAAAAAUCUAUGGAAGUAAAUAUUUUAUCACAAGAUGAUCUAACUCCAGAGAAGAAAAUUUUUCAACAAAGAAGGCUAUCAACUGCUCAGUCUUGUAGUGGAAACAGUUCUGAUGCUUUUUCCCCUGAAAAUGAAACGAGUGUUUAUGCUUUUCAACCUGAUUUACCAGUUUCUAGUACUCCGUUCCGUAGAAAUAAGACUCAGUCACCAAUUAAAUCAAGAACUGUAUCACCCAAUACAUCUAUUUCGGUGAAUUUUGAAACUGAUUUAAUGGAAGGGAAAUCACAAUCUUCUACAAAUUCAAUAGAUAUUGAAAAUGAAGAAGGUCGUUUGUUUUAUAUACCUUUACCAGCUGGAGUUCAAACUCAGCCAUCAAUUCAAGGGGUUACAGUUAAACUUGGUACUGAAGGACCACAAAAUAAAUUGGUGAUGAGUGCGAAAUUAGUAACAAAACCUCCUAAUUCUACAAUAUCAAUCAGUUCUAUAUCAUCAAAAUCGGAACAAAAAAUAAAACCCUUAUGUGUUAGUAAAAUUUCAAAUAAGACAACUCCUGUUGGAACUGUUCAACCUACUACUCGUUUAGUUCAACCUACUAAAAACAUACCUACAACAUCAAAAGAAAUUUUUCCAUUUAACAAAUCAAAUUGCAGUGAUGAAUCAAAAAUUUAUACUCAACGAAAUACAGAGUUGAAACGGAUACCAACUGCUGAUAAAAAGAAAUCCAAAAAGAUUGAAAAACGAGUUAUUAAAAAAAAAGUUAGUGAAAAAAUUUCAAACAAGACAACCAUUUUUGAAGAAUGUGCUGUUAUGGUGGAUGCUCCGACUUUUUACCCAACAGAAGAUGAGUUUAAAGAUCCUUUAGAAUAUUUUGAAGUUAUUAAAUUAGUCGCCCAAAAAUAUGGUAUUUGUCGAGUUGUACCACCUGCCAGUUUUAAGCCUGAAUGCAAAGUUAGUGAUGAUAUGCGCUUCACAGCAUACAAUCAGUAUGUUCAUAAGAUGAUGGAUCGUUGGGGUCCUAAUGUCCGUGAAAUGACUGCUAUUAAAAAAUAUUUGGAAACACAAUCUAUAAUUUUAUCAAAUCCCCCUCUAAUUGGAGGAAUGGAGCUUGAUCUUCCUAGAUUAUAUCAUACAGUUCAAGAACUAGGUGGCUUAAAAGAGGUAAUUGAAUUGGAUAAGUGGUCUCGUGUUGCAGAUUUGAUGAAAAUACCAAAAAGUGCUCAAGAUCGUGUGACCAAGCUUGAUGAUAUAUAUUGCAAGUAUUUGUUACCUUAUGACACACUGAAUCCUGAUGAAAGACAAAAAUUAAUGAACGAUGUUGAUAAAGAAUGGAAACAAAUAUGUCGUAAAGGUGAUACAGAAAAUGAAAUAUAUGAAGAUAUUAAUGAUUGCAUUACAAAAGGUCGUAGCAUUGCACUUAGUGCGUACUAUAGAGUUGCACGUAAUACUAGUGCUAUGUGGUUUAAAGAAACUCAAACAAACUCAAAGCUUCCUGAUCAUAGUAUUAAAGCAGAAGAUGUUGAGUCAUUUUAUUGGAAACAAGUAGAAGAAAAAAAAAAUCAUAUAUGUGUUCUAUCAGGUUCCAUUGAUUCAGGAACUGAAGGUUAUGGUUUUCCUACUACCAAGACUGCAACAUUUACCAAACAUCCUUGGAAUUUGAAAGUAUUGACAAAUAAUUCUGCAUCAGUUUUAAAAUCAUUAGGUCCUGUUAUGGGUAUGACAGUACCAACAAUCCAUAUGGGUAUGAUAUUUUCAGCAUGUUGUUGGUAUAAAGAUCCUCAUGGUUUACCUUGGAUCGAAUACUCACAUACUGGUGCAGAUAAAAUUUGGUAUAGUGUUUCGUGUAAUGAAAAUUCUAAGUUUCGACAAGCUAUGAAAACAUUAUUACCUAGAGCUGUUGCUGAAGGAAAAAAUAACCAUUCAUGGUUAGCUGCUGAUAGUGGAAUGGUUCCUCCAACUAAAUUAUUAGAACAUGGUGUAACUUUAACUCGGACUAUUCAAAAUCCUGGUCAAUUUUUAAUUGUCAUGCCAAAUGCAUACACUUGUAAUAUUUCUACUGGUUAUGUUAUAUCAGAAAGUGUUUACUUUACACAAAGUGGGUGGUUGAAUAAUGCUGAUAAAAUUUUUCAGGAUUUACAAAGAAACUGCGAACCAGCAGCUUUUUCUUUUGAGAAACUCCUUAUAAAUAUGUCAACAGAUUCUAGAACACCACAUAAUAUUCUAAUGCAGUUACUUAAUACAUUGAGUAACAUGAGAGAUUGUGAAAUAGCACUAAGAAGUCAACUAGAAGAUUUAGGACUCAAAACUUCAGAACGUAUUCAGUUGUCAAUUACAUCAAAGUUAACUGAGCAAAAUGAUGAGUAUGAAUGUGAUGUUUGUCAUUCAAUUCUUUAUGUAUCAAUGGUGCACAAUUCACACGAAGACUGUGAUUAUUGCUUAAGACAUGGAAUAGAAAUUUUAGCAAAAAAGCAUAAUCAACUAAAAUUUUUUAAAUUUAUGUAUACUUUAGAUGAGAAUGAAUUGGACUCAAUUAUAGUGAAGUUGAAGGAAAAAAUGGAGUCAAAGAAGAAGAAGUUAAAAAAAAAUAUAUGAAAAUUGUAUUAAUUUUUAAUAAGCCUUUAAGUUACACAUAGAUUUAGUACCUAUUUUAUUACUCUAUGUCAAGAGUAAAUAUUAAGACUUAAUUCCUUUGUCGUAUGUUCCAACAUUUGUGAUUUUUUUAUUAUUACUUUGAUUUUAUAUUUUUACAAUUGUACAAAUUGUGUUCAUUUGGUCUCAGAAAUUUGUUAAGUAUUGUAGCAAAUUUUUGUACUUAAUAGGUAGUAGAAUAUUGUCAAGUUUAUAAGUUGUGUGCUAAAAAUAGUCUUUACAUUUGUAUUUUCUUAAUCUGUGUAGAAAUUUAAAUUAGUUAUUGAAUUUAGAAAGACAAAUACAAUAAACAAGACAAUUGAUUUAAAAAAUUCUUCUGUCUAUAGAGUGGAACAUAUUUAACUGACAACUGUUAUAACUUUUGUUGUAUUUUUUUUUAAUUAAUUUUAACAGACUUGAUUACAUUCUAAACUUAUAUCAUU